AUGGCGCAUUCGAAUGAAUCACAUCAGCCAAAUUGGCAUGUCAAAGCCUUAUCUGUACCAGGACCAGAUACAGAUCUUUCCCUUCAUGUUUCAUUCGAUAACGCCAGAUUCCUCUUUGGGUGUGGAGAAGGGACCCAAAGAGCUUUCGUUCAGAAGAGAAUGGGUAUGAGAGGGUUAUCUGGAAUCUUCAUCGGAAGUGGAGAAGCAAAAGCUAGAAAUGGAUUAGCGGGCGUGUUAAUGACAGCUGCAGAUGGAGGCAUAUCAAAAGUAGAUGUCAUAGGUCCACCAGACAUGUCACACUAUGUCUCUACUUUACGAACAUCUGUCAUCAGAGAUUCCCUUACUGUUAAUAUGCAUUCCUUUCCUCGUGAUAAAUCACCUGGCGAAUCAGUGGAGCUCUUCAAAUCAGCUAAUAUAACAGUGCAUGGGAUCGCAUUAAUUCCCCAGCCCGAUGCUGAAUCGUCGACUUCACUCAAUGUAAACCUAGAUCCUUACAAUCCAUCCUUUCGACCAAGUCGUUUAUCUCCAGAAGAUACUCAAAAAUGGUGCGACACAAUCGUGGGAGAUAUGUUUCAUAAUGGACCUGCAGCUCGAUCAUCUCGUAAACCGAAUCCCAGUUCACCUCGUCGAUCGCCACUCAGAACAGUAAACCCGUUCAUAAAUCCUGACGGAACGAUUUGUUCUUCGAUACCAGAUACGAGAUAUCCAUUACCCGUUCCGACGAGGGAAGAUGUAGAAACUCAAAUGGUAUAUAUAUGUCAAGCGCCUGAUGUUAGAGGUAAAUUCGAUGUGGAAAAAGCAAAUAAAUUAGGUGUACCUAAAGGACCUAUGAGAGGGAAAUUAACAAGAGGUGAAGAAAUCGAAGUAGACGAUCCAUCAAUUCAAGGCGGAAAGAGAAUCGUAAAACCAGAACAGUGUUUAGUUGGUGGUGGACCAGGUUCGGUCCUCAUCGUUGUGAAUUGCUCAGACAAGACAAAAUCGGCUCUUCUGGAAAAUCCCAUAUUCAGACGGUAUCAAUAUGGCGAUGAAGGUGAGACGGCACACGCACAUUUGAUAGUUCACAGGGUGCCGAGAUCGAUUUGGGAGUCAGAAGAUUAUCAAGAAUGGAUGAGGGCUUUUGGUGAACGUACUCAGCACCUCAUCGCUGACCCGGUAGAAUACCCUGAUCGAACGGUCUUCAACUCGGCUGCUUGGAACACAUUACAACUAUCACUUGUUAACAGCUCUAUUUUCACCCCUCCUUUCGUCAUCUCGCCCAAUGUCCCAUCUUCCAAAUUACCUCCGAGAACUUCAUUUCUUGUGGAAGGCUCAUCGUGUCGUAUGCAUCCCCCUUCAGACUUCACAACCGUUGACAAUCAUGAGAAAGAUGUACCAUUUCUUAUCACUGCUUCUGAGGCUGAUAGUGCUCGUGAGACCAUACGGAGAGAUAUGCCAGAAUACGCUCAAGCAUGCGAUAUAGCUCAGAAAGCUCUAUUGGCGGAUCCUCGAUCGACAAACCCUUCACCACCAAUCAUCGGAGAUGACAUAACGGUCACCACGCUAGGAACGGGAAGUGCGAUACCUUCAAAGUAUAGGAAUGUCUCAAGCACACAUUUGGAUAUUCCAGGAUUAGGAGGAAUAUUGCUUGAUGCUGGAGAAGGUACACUAGGUCAAAUGAGGCGACGCUAUGGCAAAGAUGGUUUGAAGAAGCUGUUCGAAGACUUGAAGAUGAUCUUCAUCAGUCAUAUGCACGCGGAUCAUCAUUUGGGGCUGCAUGCUAUAUUAGAGGAUAGAUUUAGGCAAGGCAUUUCAUCACCUUUGUAUGUCAUAGGUCCACACAGUAUAGCUUUGGGGAUGCAAGAAUCAGCAUCUUGGCAAUAUCCGGCAUCCCGUGAAGCCUUGGAUAAUGUGUUCUUCAUAAAUAUAGGCAGAUUAGGAUACAAGGUGGAAAACAAAGGGUAUACGGACGGCUCCAUCGAUGAAGCAGGAGCGGAAAUGGAUCAAUGGGAGAAAGAAGCUUCCGACGAUAGAGACAGUGGUAGAAGAGGCUGGCCAUUUAAUUGCAUUUACGGCUUUUCGCCCGCUGCUAAUAGGGAUCAUUGGCAGUCAAUCAACAGGCUCAUGAGAGAUCUUUCAUUUGUGUCAAUAUGGGCUCCAGUCGUUCCUCAUAGAGGUAGGGCUUAUGGACUAGCCAUCGAGCAUUCUUCAGGAUGGAAGAUAGUAUACUCUGGUGAUACCAAACCAUCAGAAGAGCUGGUACAAGCUGGACGAAAUGCUACUUUGUUGAUACAUGAAGCGACCCUAGAAGAUGAUAAACCUGACGUAGCGGCAGUUAAGGGCCAUUCCACUUUCAGCCAAGCCAUAGAUGUGGGAAAGAAGAUGAGCGCGAAACAUAUCUUGUUAAAUCACUUUUCACAGCGAUAUCCGAAAUUACCCAAAUUACCUGUACCUAUACCCAAUGAGGAUGGAUCGGCAGAAGCGGAAGCUCAACCUGUAGUUUCGAUUUCAUUCGAUUUCAUGUCUGUCAAAUUGAGUGAAAUGUGGAAAAUGAGUUACUAUAUGGAACCGUUAAGUCUACUUUUCGCUGAAGCUGAAGAAGAAGAUGGGACGGAUCAAAGUGGUAACGACACCCUUGGACAAGUGAAAAGGGACAUUAAUCCAAGUGUAGAUGGAGUGAUCGGUAAACCGAUACCUAAAAAAGGGAACAAGCAUAAUGGAGAUGCGAAUGGAGGCGGAAAUGGGGCACAAGAAGGGAAAUCUAAGAAAUCGCUGAAAAAGGAAGCUGCUAGAAAUGCUAAGAGAGCAGCCAGUCCUUCAUCAAACCACCAACCUGAACCAAAGAGGAGAUCUACCGAUUCGUCUUCGAUAAACGAAGAUACCGUUAUGGAUGUGACUGUGUAG
Molecule: messenger RNA, 2880 nt
Organism: Kwoniella shivajii
Lineage: Eukaryota; Fungi; Basidiomycota; Tremellomycetes; Tremellales; Cryptococcaceae
Exons: 9
Coding region: 1-2880 (959 amino acids)
Biological process (GO): mitochondrial tRNA 3'-end processing
Cellular component (GO): mitochondrion
Molecular function (GO): 3'-tRNA processing endoribonuclease activity
Source: RefSeq, a predicted model, not a curated record